AGGAAGGAGGUUCCUCUCAACGAACGCGGUUGUAGUUUGGACUUUAAAGUUCCUCUUAACCCAUUUAAAUCCUUCCCGUUAAACCUUGGAAUAAACACACAUUUAGGUGACUUACUAUCGGACAUCCGACCUCCCUGGAGUCCAUCUUUGCAUUUUUAUGCUUCUUUUUGUGGCUCACUACAUGUGUUAGUGAGCUCGGUGGAACAGCACACCUGCGUGACUCAGAGUGUCCAGCAGGGAUGUGUUCCAGUCGGGGUAUUUGCAACAGCAACGAGCGCUCUCGCAACAGGUCCACCCACUCAGAGAGCACUGGUUCGGGGGCCCACUAUGCCCUGUGUGCCCUGGGAGUGGGCCUCAUCGCCCUGGGCGUGGUCAUGAUUGUGUGGACAGUGAUACCCGUUGAUGGCGAGGAGUCCGGCGGCUCCACCAACUCGUCCAGCAAUUCCACGGCAGACAGCAACGACGACAACGAAGAGGGCGAGAUCUCCAAGUCCUCGUCGGUCGCCAUGGUGCUGGUGGGCGUGGGCCUCGCCAUGCUGCUCCUGUCCAUUUUCCUUGGCGUUAGAAGCAAGCGGAGAGCUCGUGAAAACAGUGAGCAGUCGGCGGCAGCAGCAACCGCCUUCCUAGACCACGUGGCCGUCGAUCAGGCAGAGUCAGCUCCAGAUCCAGCUUCAUUUAGCGUUCCGACCUAUGAGGAGGUGGUCGGUAGUAGCGACUACCCCGUCCGCCAGAGCAACCUUCGCCAAAGUACCACACAUCUACCCUCCUAUGAGGACAUUAUAGCAGCCGUGGAGAACGAGGGAACGGAGCCCGCCAACCAGCCCGCCGAAGACACCCAUCUCAAUGAGUCCAUGUCUCCCGAGGCCCAAGCAGCCACCGCCGCCAACGCCGAGCCCCAGGCCGACGCUUCAGCGCGUCAGCCUAGCCUGCCGGCGCGCAGCGCCAGUCGAGCCAGCCGGUUACUGCGCCCCCUGCGGGUGAGGAGGAUUAAGUCGGACAAACUGCACCUGAAGGACUUCCGCAUCCAAAUCCGCAGCCCUACGCAGAACCCGGUGACCAUUGAGCCAAUCACGCCACCGCCGCAGUAUGAAAACAAGGCGCCUGAGUUAGGGUAGCGUCUCCACCUCCAGCUGGCCCCCCGUGGAUGCAGUUAUCUCUGGAGGGACUGAUGUGGAAACGAUGCGACGAUCGGCAAAUUUAUUCUGUUGUCAUGUGUCAUGAUUGAAAGCAGCCUCCUCCAUUUAAACAGACAGUUUAUCUAACGUUUACUCUUGAGGAUGUAAAUGAGCCGUGUGUGGGGAUUGGAGGGCAAAAAGGGAAUUAAUUAGCGAGCUGUUCAAUGCCGGUAAACAUCACAUAUACGAACCUUUGGUCGUAAUGAAGACGAUGCACUGAAAUUUAAUCUGCUGUUUGUCAAUGCUUUUGGAAAUAGCUUUUAAAUGGUUUUGUGUGUCUUAAAGUGUCUCAAAGUCUCAAGUCGUCUUGUUGGUGCGUGAGGUCACAACACUGGAAUGUUUAAAAAAAACAGUUAAAUGUUGUAUUUCGAUGUACGAUAAAGGUUUGAAUUUUUUAAAACAUCUUUUAUUGUUCAAGAAUAAAUAUUUGUCCUUUUAUAAUUAGAUAUUUUUUCAUGCUUUGUGUUACCCAUUGAAAUUAAAAAGGAGCCACGCUUUACGUCAUUAUCUGACUGUAAUGCUGACUGCAUGUUCAAGCAGAUGUUCUCAACCACAAUCAUGCAUUUGUGUAAUGAUUUUAAUAGAUGCUGCAACUUUGACACGACUGUAUUUAUGUCCAGAAAUGUA
Molecule: messenger RNA, 1802 nt
Organism: Dunckerocampus dactyliophorus (ringed pipefish)
Lineage: Eukaryota; Metazoa; Chordata; Actinopteri; Syngnathiformes; Syngnathidae
Gene: tmem51b
Product: transmembrane protein 51b
Exons: 3
Coding region: 240-1115 (291 amino acids)
Source: RefSeq, a predicted model, not a curated record